Molecule: messenger RNA, 302 nt
Organism: Rubroshorea leprosula
Lineage: Eukaryota; Viridiplantae; Streptophyta; Magnoliopsida; Malvales; Dipterocarpaceae
Source: the annotation of a GenBank genome assembly
UCGGAGAUGAUGAUGGUGACAGAGAAAGAAGGGUGGUGGGUUAGUAUGAGCUUGGCAAGUUCUACCAUGGAAACAAGAUGGCCUCUUCCCUGCGAGGGAUACAAAAGGAUUGUGUCCUCCAUUUCCUUCAGUAGUAUGCCUUCACGUAUACGCCCAAUUGAUGCUUCGAUUUCUCUUACGCUUUGAUUUGUUCACCACACCAGUACAUAUAAUGUAAUUUGUAAUUGAUUUGAGUUCGUUGUUUUUUUUGUUUUUAUUUAACUAAUCUCCUACCAAAGCAACAAUAAAUUCAAUUAAUUUAA